Messenger RNA from Photinus pyralis (common eastern firefly), 1299 nucleotides. Its product is annotated as phospholipase A1-like. The transcript is spliced from 4 exons. The record is from RefSeq and is a predicted model, not a curated record. The coding region runs from base 156 to 1181 and encodes 341 amino acids. NCBI's taxonomy places the organism in Eukaryota, Metazoa, Arthropoda, Insecta, Coleoptera, Lampyridae. Gene Ontology annotation, molecular function: lipase activity.
CCGAUUCAGUAACGUGAACAACAGCUACUCUAACUCUGUAGUGUGAACAACGUAUAACAUGAACAAUACAAGAUUACGAUAAUCUAUUACAUUAAAAGGGAGAUACCUGGUUUUAGACGAUAGCAUUAGACAAGUGAAGUGACUUGCAGAGAACCAUGGCAUGCAAACUGCUGGUGAUUCUACUUUUUGUUGCCGGAGCGCAUUCCCUGGAGCCAACAGUAGGAGAUUUGCCCGAUGAAACGCUCAAAGAACUGGAUUUGAUUCACAGUAAUAAAAAAGUCGCGGAAAAUUGCACAAAUCAUAAACCUGGAACCAUUCCUCAGUUUCUUUUAUUCAACCGCGACCAUAGAGAGACCCCAAUUGUACUAUCUUCCUCCAAUUUGGACCAAGUAUUACCAGAAAAAGAGACGAUCGUGCUAAUAACGGGGUGGCUCACAAGCCAUGACACGCCGUUCUUUAAAGAGAUGCGAGAUGCAUACCUAGAACGGUAUGACUGCAAUUUGAUCAUCGUAGAUUGGUCUAAAAUCGCCCUGCUGCCUUACACCUACAUUCACUGUGAAGUGCCAUCGAUCGGGUUACGCGCGGCAAAGUUCCUAUGUCAGCUUAGCAGAACCGUUGAACUAGAACUAAACCAAAUGCAUGUGGUGGGUUACUCAUUCGGCGCUCAAAUCGCUGGAUACCUUGGCAGAUACGUCAGGUUGCAAUGCGACCAAGAGAUUGGAAGAAUAACUGCAUUAGAUGCAGCCGGACCACUCUACGAGAGCGCGGCUGCGAACAAGAGUCUUACCAAAACCGACGCGUUGUUCGUCGACGUCAUACACACCACGAGCUCAUUUGGAAUGUGGAAAAAUUGCGGGAAAGUCGAUUUUCAUCCCAAUUGCGAAUGGCGUCCGCAGCCGGGUUGCCGCGAUCCUUCACCAACUGACAAAAGCGCCCCGGUGGCUGACACCUUGUGCAGCAGUCUACGUAGUGUUGAAUACAUGACAGAAAGUAUACAGUCCACUCAGUUAAUUGCGGUAAGCUGUAGUCUCUGCUCGAGGUAUUGCCACCCGGAUAUUAUUACGGAAGUGUAUACGUUUAUGGGCGAAGAAUGUAGGACGAUACCAAAACCGGCUAAGAAUUUUAUGAUUAGAACACGAGAUAAGCGUCCGUAUGGACAAGGAAUGUUGCCAUAUCAGUAAAUUGAUAACAUUUACGAAUAAAAAAAUUGAAGAGCAGAGCCUUUAUACUACAAAAUUAGGUUCUUUCCCAACUGCAUAUUAGUGCAUUUACUUACAUGUAAAAAUAACGAUUAAAACC